Amoebophrya sp. A120 is the source of this 11895-nucleotide messenger RNA. Lineage: Eukaryota; Dinophyceae; Syndiniales; Amoebophryaceae. The record is from the annotation of a GenBank genome assembly.
AUGACGAAGCGUGCUGUUGCAGAGCCGGAAGCGCAGAUCAGUGGCCGCAUUCAAACGUUACAGAUGAUUGGCGCUAUGCGACAGGGUCUUCACCGCGUCGAGAGGGUCUUGCAGAUUCGCACGGAUCAUCUGGGUAUCGGCUUCAUCACCACAGCUGUGGUGAUGAUGACAAUCCGUCAUCCAAACGUGGUUCUGUUGCUCUUCGGCGUUUUUCUUGUCUUCGUCCGAAUUCUCUGCAACGUGCACGAGCGCGGGCUAAUUGGACUAUUUUACACCGCUGAGGAGAGCGCGGCGUUGGCUGCUGGCGAGUUUGCGCGCCAGUCGAUUUACGAUUUUUUGGUGAUCGGCUCGCUAGAGCGUCUCCGUAUUUUCAAGCAGCUCGUGCGUGUCGGGCUUCUCAUUGUCAAUCAGAAUCUUACCCGGGAGGAGAUAAACUACAUCGUCCAGGUAUCUACUGUGGAAACUGGCCACUACUUAUAUGCAUAAAAAAUUAUGCGAUUACCUUUUAUCAACUAACAAACAUCCUCCACUUUUUCUAGCAACGCGAGCUUCGCGUUCGCCUGUAGGUUUGCACAACUCAGAAAUUCGAUCUCGAAAGGGCAUUGCGCUAGAUUCAAAGAUCAAGGCGGAAACAAACAAGCGCUAAAGACCUAACGGAAGCGGGAGCACCAGCGCUCAAGAGGUGGGCAGCGGCCGACGUCGACCAGUGCCAGGCGUGCGGCCACUUGCAAAGCGCAUGCCCUUCGCCGUGGCGUGCUGAGCACCGCGCCGCGGCCCUUAUUAGCGGGCGACCGUAAAUGGUGGAUCUUAGUACCGAUGGCGAUGGGGCGAACGGCACGAAAUACAGCAUCGCGGCCCUGUCGUGACUUGCGCAGAAUCCAAAUGCUCAAGGCAUAACUUGGAGCGCUCUUGCGUCGGUCAAAAGCCUGCGAAGUUUGCUAGCAAAAUAAAACUCACGGUCAUGCGCAAAAUGCAUUUACGCCGCUGGCGAAAAGUUCGUUUGGUAGCUCGGUGAGAACUUUCGUGGGCUGGCUUCAAAAUCUAACAGCAGCGCACUGCUUCCUCGCAAAGCCUUGCAAUUUUAUUCACUCGCGUCGAGUGGUCUUGCUUUUGCUUUGGAAUUGGCCCGGAAAGAUUCUUUGCGUUGUUGCCGGUUUUUUAUUGACGUUCUCCCGUGUUGCUUCAGAGUUUGAACAUUUUGAAAAGUGCUUCCCCGGCCCUGCCUCAUGAAACUAGCAGGCGCGAGAGAAACUAACAAAACAAAACACGAUGGGGAAGCCUCGCGAGACUACUAAGGAAGCGACUAGCUACCCUGUUUUCUGCUUCCGAGUUUCUGGCGUAGUGGUGAAGCGCUGGCAGGUGUAAUUUGCCCACAAGGCCGAUGGAACGGCAAAGCAGCAGGAGUUGCGUCACGUGCCCUGUACGAACGAACAAGGCAGCACACCCAAAAAGGAUUCUGCUUACUUUCCUGUAAGCUGGUUAGCCAAGGCUUGUCAGAAUUCAUCGCGGAAGACCGAUGGAAGUCGUCGCCACUGCGUGCGCAGCUUAAUGCAGGCACUGGACUGCGCUGAAGACUGGGGGAAUUGCGGCCACAGCUCGCGAGAACUGUAGCGCAGCCCAAGGCGCUAAAGCUGCAUCCCGAGAGAAUUGCGGCGACAGCGCUCGAGGCCAUAAGUCGCCCGGAUCAUUUUGGUCCGUAAGCAGGACGCUCCUGCACCCUUACUCCGGUAGCCCGGGAAAGCCGGCCCGUAACGCUGUGACUGUCGCCGUUGUUUCUGUAGCAGCUAGGGAAUUUGGGCGGUUUUUGUUGGUUAUUAGUUGGUGCGUGCCUACUGUGGACCUAGCCAAAUUUGCUGUGAAUUGAUUCGCCCCGGGAUCUGGAUGAAGCCUGGGCCUUGCAGUCGGUUUUUGUGGUGUAGCAGGGCAUUGCUGCGGUCGUUACCUGCGUGGCGAUUUUUGUAAUCACCGAGCGGAAUGCGAAUGAGAAUGGCUCUGCCUAUGUUCACUUUCGAGGAAGCGCGUCGGUCGGCAAGUAGUAGCGCGCUGCCGUAGUUUGCUUUGCUAUUGCUGACGGCUGGAGGCGGCGGUCUCGUACUCGUACUUUUGCCGUCGUGGGAAUUGGCGCAGAAACUUCGCCCACGAUGUGGGUGCUGAACCCCUUAAAAUUUUCGGCGUCUAGUGGCUAAGAAGCUUGCGCCAUAUUGCCUAUCGCUCCGCUUCACUUCACUCCAAAUCAAAAGAAAAUAAAAAUAUAUUGCUUUCUUGGGAAGCAGUGCGCUCAUUAUACGUAAAAACAGAACGACCAGGAGUACCUUGACCUUUUUCGGAAAGUGGUGGGGAAGCCGUUGGUGCAGUACCUCCCCGAGCAUUUGAGACGCUUGCUAUUUAUCACAAGUAGAAAGCACCACACUGAAGAUAUUACGAUGUUCAUAUGUACGGCACGACGAAUUCUGCAUCCCCUCCUGUGAAGCUCCAGUAUUUUUUCUUCUAUUAUAGCGACUGGACGGAGCUUGAGGUUAAAGAUACGGGCACUACAGAUGGGGAGGCACAACUCGCAGAUUUGUUGCACAAUGUAUGAGCUGAUAGCUGGCUGGUGGCCGUGGUUGCGCUAGAAACUGUCGCCCCCUGUUGGUUUUGUAUCGGACGAGUGCGCUUCUAUUUGCAGGAGAUAACUUUUGGGGCGGACUUAGUGCGCGACGAGCCCUUGCUACGGAGGUCGUCUACGACUGCUGGUGGUGCGGCCGAGUUUUCAGCUCUGAGCCCUGCGGCUCUUGCGUUCAGUCUCAGUGCCGGCGGGCGUGCAACGCCGACUGCAGCGCAGCCAGCCUUAUCGCGGAGGGGCGCCACUAGAACCUUCUCUCUCUCCAAGUUCGGAUACAGUUCCAGGAGGGGAGUGGCCACUUCAAAAGACGUGGCGCGUAAAACGAGAGCGCGAACUGUGGGAGAGUCGGACGAUGACGAUGAGGAGAUCACAACGACUGGCGGAGCCACCACCGAGGAGCAGGAGGGAGCCUCUAGCACUGCCUCCAGUCCGAGCAUGGCUGCCGGAGCGGGGGCGUCUGUUAAAGGUACCUCCCUUGUCCGGCGAAGAGCGCUGCUAUGUGGGCAAAACGCCCUUUGUCCAGUCGCAGCCGAGGACGUGUGCCGCGGCGCGACGCGUUCCAAGCUCGGUAGACGGGGUGGUGCUACAGGAGCGUGCGACCCACUUUCACAACAAUCGCCGGAUCCUGAUGAGUCGCAGAGUCCGGCAAGUACACCGGACGAGGAUGUGGAGUAUAUCUUGUGUAAAAACGCUCUCACGCCAUUUCGGUAAAAACAGAAUGCACAGUAACCAUCUGCGGCUCAUAUGUGGCGAUGCCUAUCGCGCAUUUUUGGAAUUAGAAAAAGGAAACCUUGAAGCGCUCUAGUCUGUUUGGCUUUGUUUUUCAAAGAGGAAAACAUACAGCACAUAAUCAGUUCCUGGCUCGCCAGAUAGUUUGAAGAAGCUUGCGCUUGCCUUGUUUUUCAAAGAGUUGCGAGAGGACCCCAUCGAGUGCCGCUUCUUUAUAGUUUCCACAAUUUUGUAGACGGCAAAAAUGACGCCCUUCUCGGGCGCUCGCUUUUCAGGCUCGUGCGAUUUGAGGCGCCCAAAAAGGCGCCCAAAGAAGCCGCGCGCAAAAUGAAGGCAGUCGGCCGGCACGGUACGGCCGCGAUGCCCGGGCCUUUUGGGCGAUCGCGAAAGCGGCCGCCCUUUAGCAAUAUUCCAAACCUGGGCAGCAUCGUGAAGGCGUCGCGCCCCAUAGAGUGCGACGCAAGAAAGCGCACGGGCCCGGCCCGCGUGCUAUGCUUGGCCCGAUUCUACUCCUGCCGUGGCCGCUGCCGUCUGGGGGGCGACCGGACCGGGCCCGUGCCGUCGGGGCGGGCUUGCGGUUUGGGGCUUCCUAAUGCUGCCAGGGAUCCUGGUGGCCAUGGGCCGCCACCCCGCUCGGCCUAGCUAGCAAGUUGGCAAUGUGAUCGGCGGGGGCGCGAGGGACCCGGGAAGAUUGGGGGCGCAGCAAAGGCCGCGACGGCCCUCGCUGCGCCCCCCCCCUGGCGCGCUCCCCCGCCGCCCUCCUGUUCUGCUUAUUGCCAUUUCACGGCAAAGGCAAAACGGCCACGGCGCCGCUAAAGAAUCGCCACGGCGCUUGCUGAGCGUCCGGCGCUUCGCCACUUAGUUGCGGGAGGCCGGCCGGGCGCGGCGUUUUGCAAUGAAUCCGGCCCCCCAUCGCGAGGAAGGCAAGACGGUUGAGACUACCCCUCUACCGCAGCCCCGGCAGCGAGCUAUGUUUGGCGGCGUGUGAUAUUUAUGAGAUCUAGAAGGAACGGGCGGGCGCACGGCCCAGCGCCGAGGAGGCGCAAGGGAGGGCGAGGGGGGUAGAAGUUUCCGGAGGCAGGCGCCCCACGUCUUUUUAUGCCCGCACUACCCAGUUUAGCGCCACAGCCGUAAAACAGAAACAACACACCGCCCGGGCGGGCGCAUGCGGGGUGGGCGCAAGGCCAGCGGUAAUCUACAGUCCGGGCGCGGACCCGGUCCGAGCCCGGACAAAAAGGGCCGGCGGCAAGCGUUUGCAGAACUGUGUCGAGGGCCCGGGUGGGAGGCUAGUCUCAGAAGACAGAACGAGAAAAGCGCGCCAAAGAAAGGCCGCGACGCUCGAGGCACGGCAGGCGCCUGGCAAGAAGCACAGGAAGGAGGCCGGCGGAAAGGCAGGCGCCCGAGGCGCGCAGGGUGUUGCAUUCUAGAAAGAAAUAGAAGCCAGAAGCCCCAAAACCAAAGAAGGCAGGCGCAAGGUAGAAGGCCACGGCGCUGGGUUGCCGGCAAGGCAAGAGACGCGCGAAAGCGCCCGGGCAGGGCCUGCGAACGAGUGGCACACCGAGCGCCCCGGCAAUACCCAAGAGGGGAAGCAAAAGCAGGGCGCCUCCAGGGGGCGAGGGGGGCACGGCGGAAGCGCUUUCGCGGCCGCUCGAUCUAAUAAAGUGGCUCGCAAGAAUGAAAAUGGGAAGGAAUAGAAGUGCUUCGUAGUUCGGUAGUUCCGCCUUCGCAGUGCGACGAUGCAUGGUUCCCGAGGCAAUCGCUCAUACUUGUCCUGCGAAAUUUGAUGUCCUGCUAGGCCAAGGCCCAGGACUAGGCCUAAUAACAGCCCGUCGCGCCGUCCCUAUUUAGAAAGAAAGGUAGAUAUGCUACACGUAAUUAAAGGGAGAAGCCUCACCUUGACUACGCUUGUGCGUGGGACCUGUUUUUUCACCGGAUGCUGUCAGGUUUGGAUUUGCCCGAUGUGGUGGCGAAGGUUGUAAGCGCCGCGGUCGGAUUUUAUACGAGCAGCUUCAUGAGCUCCGACUUCGUGACUACGAAAGAGUGGGAGCGGCACUUUCAGGGUGGCCCCGAGCAGUCUUUCCACCUUGAUCGCGACACGUCCACACUCGAAGCGUCGCCUACACGACGGACGAUCUCGACCGCAACGGGUGCAACGACGCUGCUCAACACGACAUGUCCGGACCCGGGCAGACCGCUCCGUAUCAUGAGUGACCAUCACCCCACCUCAUAGUCAAUGCAAGGCUUGUUUAGCAUGCUCUGCGCGCACAAGUGCCACAUACAUAGAACGUGACUCUACGCAGAUUGGAAGCCUGCGCAGGGGCGCACGUGUGUGGCUGAUUGAUAUGGCACACAAAAAGAGAAUUCCCCGGAGCGCAAUGUCGCGCAGAGGUCAUGCCGCGCCGUCUUGCAGCAGAGGAGACGCUCGGUCUUCUUUUGAGCAUCGGGAAGGCAGACUUUUUCUCGCAACAUCACUCCUCCGGGGAGUAUCGUCAGACGGUCGGGGUCCGACUGCUAUCAAUACGAAAAGCGCCCCUAUCCCUGAGUGGGAAAAUGCUCCUUCUAGGCUUGGGAGUUUCGCUUAUGGAAACAUUUGCCGGCCUAAGAUAUAGACAGUUCACCAGUCACCCCGCGCCCUCGGCGAAGGCCGCCGGGGUGGGGGCUCCUGUUGGGAGGUGUUCCGGAGGGGAAGGUGGAGCCACUGUUUGCGGCCGGCCUGCUCGCAGAAUGUCCCUAGGCGACUCCCUUCCUUGUACAGUUUCGCGCUGUGUUUUACAACAGGCGACACAGGGGCACGCACCAGUUGGCGCGCGGCAGCGUGCCACGCUCUCCUAGGCCCGAACCAAGAGGCCUACUGUCGUAUAUCAUGUGAGUGCAAACAGAACCCGGUGAGGUUCUGUUCAUAUGUAGUGAGGUCGCCGAACGGUUCGAGCCGGGCAGUUUUCUUGACACUGAGACAGCAAAACAGCCGGCACUUUGUGGCGCUGUUUUGCGUUUUUUUACUUCAAAAGAAAAACAAGCGCGUCAGCCUGUUUGGUUUAUUUGUUGGCGCAGAAUUCCGGCGGGCCGCUAUCGUUCCCCGAUUGUUGCAAGGACGAUAGCGGGCCAGCAGAGACGGCGCCCUUCGGAGGCGCCCACCGCCCCGUGUUAUGGCGGUUCGGGCCGUCCAAGCAAAGGGGGCCCAACAAAACCGCGCACAAGAAAAGGAGAGUGCGGCCGCAUGGCACGGCCGCGAUUUCGGAACGUUGUCGGCGAUCGCGAAAGCGACAGCCCUUUCGCCAGUGUCCUUUGCUGGGAAGCCUCUGCAAAGGUGUGGCCGUGAAGAGCGGAAAUAUGAAAAAGAAAGAGCGCGCCAGAACCAUGACGCCAAACCCCUCCGAUGUUACGGGCCCGACUUCUUCCCGCUUCUGGGCCCCGCCCCGGGGCACCCGGACCGGCCCCAUACCAUCGGGGCUAGCCCCCGAGGGGAAAUUCUGUAAAUUUGCCAAAAUCAAAUCUGCGAAAGGCUUCAAGUGGCCGGCAUUCCGUGUGGUGCAACGCUACCCUCGGAGGCGCGGCGGGCCCGCGAAAAGCAGGAGCGCGGCUGACCCGCGGGCAGGGCGAAGGCAGGAAGGCAGCAAAAGGCCAAAGGCCGCACCACCCCCGUCCCGGUGCCUAUAUUUGGCAUUGUAUUUGCAGGGGGGCGCCCGCGCACCUGCUGUGCGCGCUCGGGCGCUGCUGGAUGUUGCGGCCACCAUAGGCCGUUGUGUUCUUCAAGGCCGGGCGUCGCACUCACAGCGCAGGGUUGUGAUAAAGCUGCGCGCGAUCCUUAAUUUCUGCAACAUGCCAUACGGAAAGAAAGUGCCCUCGAAGCGACGCGGCGGCCUGGCCAUCUGCGGACAGGUUUCUUUCCAAUUCGUUGCGUUCCUCGUUGCAGUCGGACCAGCAAGAAAGAAAAUGUCCUUGCGGCAACUUUGCUCUAGAAACGCCGCUCGUUUUUGCGGGCCGAGGUGCACUUUUCGACAUCGAUAACUACUGUUGGGGCGCUUUCGCUGGAACGAAUGUCCGAGCGAGCGGAGCCUGGAUCACGCGAGGUGUCUCGGGAAAGCACAGGAGACGCGCCGUCGGAGACUUUUCUGGCCAAGGCCUUCGGUGGGGUUUUCAGUUUUCGGGGAGGGGGGCGACAGGCUGCAAUAUCGCGCACACCUCCCAGACCCACGCCGCUUGUAGUUUUCGAUGGAGCCAACAAGCGCGAACGAGAUAUGGUGAAUAGAUGACGCACCUAUGAAGUCACAGAAUAGAAUUCCGGUACCAUCGGAAUUACGAUAGUUAUCGGAAAACCACUACGAUAAGACUCCCGAUUGCAAGAACUAGAGCAGCGCGAUCGGCUCGCUUUGCAGCGUUUCCGGCGAUUGGCGACGCUCUUGGCGUGUCGCGGAGUGCAUGCAAAUGAGACAUUAUUCGACGCGGCCGAGAAGCGCCAGUGCGUGUCUUCCACUUCCUGCAGUCAGCGGCCGCGAGAGGUCUGGACAUAGCUCGAGGGGGGACGUCUUGCGCCCAGGGCGGCGCGCUGUGUUGAUUCCCCCGAGCCGCCAGAUCGGCUUCUGGCAGCGCGCUCCUUUAGGCAGCGAAGUUUUUCUAGCUUCUUGGCGCGCUUAUCGCAGACCCCGCCCUGCGCAUGUUUUGCCGGCUUUGGGUUGAUCGCAUUGGGGACGGGGGGGCCGUGUAGCCCAAGCGGCGUCCUGGCCGGACCUGGGGCGUGUUGUUUUCCCGCAAGCGAGGCCAUGAAGCCUCACACGCCCGCGCCCUCUUCCGGGGGACAGGCAGCGCGCGCGCGAUCUUUAUCUCGGGCGCCGGCUGCCGUGUGGCAGCCUCUGGCGCCAGUCCCGGCCGCGAAAAUCUGCAAUGUCUGUCUGAUUAGAAAAUAAAGCGCACCGCCCCACGAAAGUUUUCAGCGCCGGCAACAUGUUGCAAGCGCUUCGCGGCUGGGUCGGCGUAAGUAGUUUUCCUUCUGUCAGGAAAGCCGGGGCGCCCUGCUGAUUCAUUGUGCCUAUUUGUAUUUCCAGCAGUGGCCCUCCGCCCCCCUUGCCUUCGUCUGCCCCCGCAAGGAAGCAGUGCAGCCCCCGCGCCACCCCACUUUUUUUCCGUCAUUUUCCGCCGGCAUUAGACUCUCGUCGGCGCCUCGGCACCACGGGGGCGCCUUCUCUUUCUGCUGCCCUGGAUGUGCCGCCGGCGCGCAGCGGCCCGGCCCCAAUUUCCCGAUUUUAUCGUCGAAACAGCUCGGGCGAAGGUGUUUCGACGUCGAAACAGCUUGCGACGAGCUGUUUCGACGAUAAAAUCGGAAAAUCAGGCCUGGUUGCCCGCCGUCCGCGCAGCUUUUUCUUUGCCUGGCCGAGUGUGAUUUUUGGCCAGCCCUGCUUCCUCAGUGAAUGGCGCCCCUUCGGGGGAAGAUGGCCGUCGCUUUAUCCAGCCUGCCCUGUGUGGCGCGCUGCGUUUGUGUUUCAGGUGCCAUUCUACCCGGUUUUUUUAUUUUUCUCGGAUUGUUGGGCGCAAAGGCCCUGGGCCUGGGGUAGCAACCCGGCCUGCGACGGAAGUAUUGGGGCGAAUGGCCAAUGGCCUCGCUCCGAGCGACCGACGCCCGGGCGGGCACUCGCGCCGCCGCCUUUUUUUGUUUUGCUAGCCCGCGGGGGCUUGCCGAGUAGUCCCACAGCCUGCCGGGCAGCCGUGGCCCUGCGCCCUUUCAAGGCCGUACACAAUGGGCGCCCCUGGGUAGCCGGGCCGCGGGGGAGAUUGAUCGCCCUCGUGGCGCAUUGCAUGCGCCCCGCGUAAGGCAUGGCACGGGCCCCACAUUGAUGUAGCGGCACUAGCGUUACGCACCCCUCCGCGCGCAGGGUUGUGGGGUGGUAGCGGGCCUGGCUCCGCCGCGAAGCAGUCAGCGCCCCUCAUGCCGCGCAAUGGCGCGUGGCCUCUUGUUGGUUCUCCGCCUUGCUCUUUUAAAUCGCUUGUUGGCCGGCUUUUUGCCUGCGCCCUUUUUUUUCUUGCCUGCGGCAUGGUAUUGCGUUUCAAAAUGCCGCAGCCGAUUUACUGCCAAGGGGGAGAGGUAGGUAAGCAAGAUGGCCGAAAUAAAAUCGCCAACGCCCCCGCGUUGGCGAGCGGUCGUGGUUGCAGUCAAGUGCCCCGUGGCUUAGUCGCGGGGCACUGCAUCGGCAGUAGAUACACGGUAGCGCAACAGUUUUUCGCUUGAAUUCCCGAUAGCUAUCGUAAUCGCGAUGGUACCGGAAUAAAUGAGUGUGACUUCAUAGACGCACCACACACAGAGAGCGGGCACUCCUGCCAAUAAUCCCACAGAGUGACCCCGGCAGUUUUAGAGAGAUCCAAAGAGAACGCGAAGGGGAAACAUGAGGAAGGAAAGCACCUGAAUGAUCUCGGUACAUAGUCCAGGGCCUGUGCGAGGAAGUCGCACGCUCAAGCUGGCCACAGCUCUAACUCUUCCCAGACUAGGGCACGCAGAGGCUGGCCUGAGUCAGGUGUCUCCCACAAGCAAGCCGACACGCUACUGCAAUAAUUGGCGUUCCAGGGCCUAAGUUGGGGGGUGAUCAAGGCGAUCCCUUAGGCUAUUCCUAAAGUGCGCCUGAGAAGACUCACUAUAAGAAUCAGCCUGUGGCCUCGCCUGAAGGAAGAGCGCGCGUCUGACAUUUUUUUUGCUGUUCUGACAGAAUCAACCUGAGGCCUUGGCUGUUCCCUGUGUGGUUCGUCUUACAUUUUUUUCGCAGCACACGAGAGGACGCAGUAGCAAACGCAGGCGACGAAAAGGAGGAGGAUGAUACCGAUGAGCAAGGUCUGCGAAAAACAAGCGCGCUGGACGAAGAGGUUGGCCUCGACCUGAAGCGUGUUCCCCUGCACGGCGGGACCCAAUCAACGCAAAAGCCUAGCGCCUCUCUUUCUGCGCAACUGCGGUGGUUUGUGGGUCGCUCGUCACCGCGAGAGGAAGCAAAGAAAGCCAGAACGAUACCUGCUCCGGGCGGUACAAAGUUUGUAGGGAGACCGACCACGGCGUGCAUUCGCCACCCUCUCGGUAGUAUGUAGUGAGGUCACCGAACGGUUCUAACCAGGGAGUUUUUUUGACGCCUCCCGUGAAAAACGGCCGGCAGUUUUCAAUCGGCCGGAAGCGUUUUUUGACAUAAAAGAUUUGCAUUUAUCAAUCGGCUUUGGCUGUGUCGGCACCGAAUCGCCGGCGGAUUCUAUCGGUCGCCGAUCUAAAAAACGACGCAGAGGAGCCGGCAAAAGGGGCGCCCUUCUGAGGCGCCCAACGCACCUAAUUCCGCCGAUUCGGGGCGCCCAAAAAGAAGCGCCGAAAAAAAGCCAAGACUGACGACAAAAGCUGCGAAUCCGCAUGCUAUGGCCACCAUUUUUGGCCACUUUUGGAGGUCGCAAAGACGGCCACCAAAAUCGGGCAUUUGUAAUGCGGGGAGCAAUCCAAAAAGUUCGACUUUUUAACAAAAAAAAAAACAAAAAGCGGAAAGCCCGCCAAAGGCUAAGAGCUAACCCGCAUGCUAUGGGCCCGAUUUGGGGCGCCCGGGGGGCCGGGCUUGGUGGGGGCCCUGGGGUGGCUAUAGCAUGCGGGAAAGCGUUUCGAUUCAGUGGGCGCGGCUUUUCAACAUAAACAACCAAAAGACGCAAAUCCCGCCAAAAGCAGCAAGCCAGCCCGCAUGUUAUGGGCCCAAUUUGGGGGGCCCACAGGGACAGGGUCGACCCUGGCGGAAGGCCUUGUGGGGCCAUAGCGUGUGGGAAAGCGUUUCUCCUCUGAAAAGAGCAAAAAGCCCCGGCGUCGUCCAUUCAAAAAAACCCCGAGUGACCUCACUACCCCCGCCGCGGCGGCUAUAUUUGGUACUGCGCGGGUCGUUUUCAGUAGCAUUUUGGAGCACACGCCCAACAUAACAGAGGCGGAGAAGAAGAAAGCCGUUGAGGUGGGAAGCAAAUUUUUGCAGAAGCGCAUCCGUGAGGUGGAGGAUGUGAAGACUCUAGUGGCGCGGAAGCAGGCAGACGCAAACGAGCGCAACCAGCGGACCCGUGGCAUGCUAGACGCGAACUUUGACCUGUCGACAUUCUUCUGGAUGCGGGUACAAACUUUCUAUCGCCGCCACUUGGAGCAGCGGGUGUAUGAAGCGCUACAGGUUUUCGGUGGGUUUGGAGUUUUGUUCGCAGCCAAGGGCAUCCUAGAGGAACGGGCGAGGCAGAGUCCAGCCGUUCUGUGGUGUCGCGCAAAGCUCGCGGAUGCUGCGAGUACUAUUCUGAAUCCUUCCACUCUCUACGUGUCUCUGGGCAUCUCUAGUGGUUAUCUGCUGUACCGGGCGCGCGCCGCAUUGCAGUUUCGCAACCGGCUGUCGCAGGAUCCUGUCGCCUGACAAUGUCUUUUUGGUAGAUUCGUGCGGUGCACAGUGCGCAAAAUUCUUUAAAUAACUGAUCGUGUCCCACAGCCACGACAGUACCCAUCGCAAUUUCGCUUGCUGCUACUUCAAAUGAAAAUGAUUUCCACGAAUAUCAGCAUAAGCCGCAGCGUUGACUUUUCUCGAGUUCCAAGUACUUAU